This is a messenger RNA of Pseudopodoces humilis (Tibetan ground-tit), 1744 nucleotides long. RefSeq names its product SRY-box transcription factor 9 (gene SOX9). Gene Ontology annotation, molecular function: RNA polymerase II cis-regulatory region sequence-specific DNA binding; DNA-binding transcription factor activity, RNA polymerase II-specific. Gene Ontology annotation, cellular component: nucleus. NCBI's taxonomy places the organism in Eukaryota, Metazoa, Chordata, Aves, Passeriformes, Paridae. The record is from RefSeq and is a predicted model, not a curated record. Gene Ontology annotation, biological process: morphogenesis of an epithelium; heart development; oligodendrocyte differentiation.
CUCCUUAUCCCGGCCUCGCCAAAGUUUUUCCCCUUCCUCGUUUCGGAGUUUUUUGGUUUUCCUGGUUUUUUUUGUAUUUUUUUUUUUUUAGCGUUUUCUCGCUGAGGAGAAGUAAUAAAAAAGUUUUUUGCAGGCUUCUCGCGGUUCUUCUCCGCUCCGCUGCCGGUGGAGACUUCGUUUCUCCGAGUUUUUACUUUUUCAACCCUUCCCUGCCCCUUAACGCUUAACUUUUUAAUUUUUUUUUGUUUUGUUUUUUAAUACUUUUUUUCGCCCCCUUGUUCCCCCUCGGCCACUUUCUCGCAUGAAUCUCCUCGACCCUUUCAUGAAAAUGACAGAAGAACAGGACAAAUGUAUCUCCGACGCCCCCAGCCCCACCAUGUCGGAUGACUCCGCCGGGUCCCCCUGCCCCUCUGGAUCCGGCUCGGACACGGAGAACACCAGACCCCAAGAGAACACCUUCCCCAAGGGGGACCCGGACCUGAAGAAGGAGAACGACGAGGACAAAUUCCCGGUGUGCAUCCGGGAGGCGGUGAGCCAGGUGCUGAAGGGCUACGACUGGACCCUGGUGCCGAUGCCGGUGCGGGUGAACGGCUCCAGCAAGAACAAACCGCACGUCAAGAGACCCAUGAACGCCUUCAUGGUGUGGGCACAGGCGGCCCGCAGGAAGCUGGCGGAUCAGUACCCGCACCUGCACAACGCCGAGCUCAGCAAGACCCUGGGCAAGCUCUGGAGGCUGCUGAACGAGAGCGAGAAGCGCCCGUUCGUGGAGGAGGCCGAGCGGCUGCGGGUGCAGCACAAGAAGGACCACCCCGACUACAAAUACCAGCCCCGGCGGAGGAAGUCUGUGAAGAACGGGCAGGCGGAGCAGGAGGAGGGCGCGGAGCAGACCCACAUCUCCCCCAACGCCAUCUUCAAGGCGCUGCAGGCAGACUCGCCCCAGUCCUCCUCCAGCAUCAGCGAGGUGCACUCGCCCGGGGAGCACUCGGGCCAGUCCCAGGGGCCCCCCACGCCCCCCACCACCCCCAAGACGGACCCACAGCCAAGCAAGCAGGACCUGAAGCGCGAGGGCCGCUCGCUGGGCGAGGGCGGCCGGCAGCCGCCGCACAUCGACUUCCGCGACGUGGACAUCGGCGAGCUGAGCAGCGACGUGAUCUCCAACAUCGAGACCUUCGACGUCAACGAGUUCGACCAGUACCUGCCGCCCAACGGGCACCCCGGGCAGCCCGGCCAGGUCACCUACACGGGCAGCUACGGCAUCAGCGGCGCCGCGGGCACGCCGCCGGCCGCCGGCCACGUGUGGAUGUCGAAGCAGCAGGCGCUGAGCGCGGAGCAAGGCCCGCAGCAGCAGCAGCAGCAGCAAAGGACGCACAUCAAGACGGAGCAGCUGAGCCCCAGCCACUACAGCGAGCAGCAGCAGCACUCCCCGCAGCAGCAGCAGCAGCAGCAGCAGCAGCAGCAGCAGCAGCUGGGCUACGGCUCCUUCAACCUGCAGCACUACAGCUCGUCCUACCCCAGCAUCAGCCGCGCUCAGUACGAGUACGGCGAGCACCAGGGCUCCUCGGGCUCCUACUACAGCCACGCCGGGCAGGGCAGCGGGCUCUACUCCACCUUCAGCUACAUGAGCCCCACGCAGCGCCCCAUGUACACGCCCAUCGCAGACACGGCGGGGGUGCCCUCCAUCCCCCAGACCCACAGCCCGCAGCACUGGGAGCAGCCCGUCUACACGCAGCUCACCCGGCCCUGA